AUGGAUAAAUUGACACUAAGUCACUUAGAUAUAAAUAGUGUAACUAAAGAGCUUAGAAAAGAUUCAUUAUCUAUUAAAAAUAGGCUUCAAUCUAUUAUUUACGAUGCACUGUUUGUUGAAUCAACUAAAGAUAAGGUUGGGUUACCAUUAGUGCCUAACGAGAGAUGCGGAUUAUGGUAUGUACCACCAAAUAAACAAAAGGAUACCUCUUAUUUCAAAUCUACUGAUGGACAUACUGGCGAAUGGUCCUUUUCUUUAAGAAGAUUAAAUUUUCAUUUAUUACCAAAAAUAAGUGCUUACGGAGGUAUUGCAAUCAUUGAUUCAACAAGAAAAGGUAAGCUUAUGCCUGAUGCCUUGCUGAAAACUAUUCCAAUUUGGUGUGCUGUUUUAAACACUAUAUUAUAUGAAGGGGAUAGUGAUAAAGAUAUACUAGAUGAGCUUAGAUUAGAAGAAAAUUACUCUGAUGCUAAAUUUAUUUUAUCCUUGAAGAAUGAACACAAUUGGGUCUCAACACCAAAAUUCAUGGUUUUUGCUAGUGAAAGAAAUGAAAUCUCAAAGCUAAUAAGCUCUUUCGCAAAUGAGGUAAAGAAGCUAAAUUUGGUUACUAAAGAAAAGCUAAUACAACAUCUUGAUGGAAAAAAAAGGCCCUUGAUACCUCAAUGGCAUUAUCCAGGAUGCAAGAAUAAUAAUGAUGACUUGAGCACCAACGAUCCUUUUUUCUUUGAUCAUGAGCAAGAUUCAAAUGCUGAAAGAGCUUAUUUCUUGAUUCAAUGUAUAACGGCAUCCAAAAAGACGAAUGAAUAUGGUGGUUCAGUGCUCACAGUAAGAAACAACUUAACUAACGGAGAGAUAAAGCUUACUUCGUGGUAUUAUAUCCAAGGAUCAGCAGAUGACCAUGAACUUUGGGCUACAAAGGAGAUCUGUGACGGAAAUCUUGAUUCUCGAUUUUUUUGGGACAAUGUUGUCUCUAAUAAUGGGAAACAAAACGAAGAUGUAAUUGACAAAGAUACAGGAUAUAUUUAUGAUUGGAUCUCAGAAAAUGAGCUUAUCUUGAAGAUAAAUAGAAUCUACGAGAAAUAUGUUAAAGAUAGAACUUUGUUAUCUGAUGAAGAAAUUGACUUAGAUGUAAGCUAUGUCAAGAAUGAUAUCAAUGAUACUGGUUUAGUGUUUGGUAUCAUAGAUAGGAAAUUGAACUACAAUUCAUUCAUCAGUAAGUAUCAAAAUGUGACUCAAUUAGUAAUAUUUAGUGAGUACUUCGGUAUCUCAAAUAUUCCAGAUAAUCCAAAAAUCACCAUAUUGCAGUUUAAAGUUGAAUCUUCUAAGAAAGGAUCAAAGAAAUUAAGAGAAGUAUUCCCUAAGAUUAUUCCUCAACUAGAUAUCCAACAUGCUUCAAAAAAUGAUAAUAUUAUGAUUCUUUGUGAAACUGGAAAAGAUAUAAGCACUGGAUUAGUGUUAGUCUUAUUGUGCAAAUAUUUCAACUUAGACUGGGCUCCACUUCAAUCCGUUCCAAAAAUUAGUAAAGAUAUGGUCAAGCAGCAAUUAUGCCUCUUGCUAAAUGUUAGGAAAGUUAAUCCUAGCCGGAAUACUUUGCAGAGUGUAAACACUUAUAUAAUGUAA
Molecule: messenger RNA, 1617 nt
Organism: Debaryomyces fabryi
Lineage: Eukaryota; Fungi; Ascomycota; Pichiomycetes; Serinales; Debaryomycetaceae
Gene: RIT1
Product: tRNA A64-2'-O-ribosylphosphate transferase
Exons: 1
Coding region: 1-1617 (538 amino acids)
Biological process (GO): charged-tRNA amino acid modification
Cellular component (GO): cytoplasm
Molecular function (GO): tRNA adenosine(64)-2'-O-ribosylphosphate transferase activity
Source: RefSeq, a predicted model, not a curated record